AAAACGAGCGAGAAAAAACGGCUCCCUCCGUCCGGUAAGGUCGGAACUCGGAGAGUCGGAGGCGCUCGCUUGGCCUGCGAGCCGUUUCUGCUCCGCCUCCUUUGCCUUCGCAAGCCUGCGCUCAAAUCACGAGAUGAGAUAGCCGGUGAACGAUCGGAGCCCCCAUGGCGCCAUCCGCAGCCCCCUCCUCCUCCUCCGCACGGCUCCUCCUCGCCUCGCCCCAGUCCCCGCCCACUCUCCUCCGGCUCCGCCGCGGCGGUCGCCGCACCGUGGGGCUGCCGCGCCGAGGCGGCGGCGGGUGCGCGCGCCUGCAGCUUGUUCGACGCGGCGCGGCGGACGAGGAGGCCGGGGCCGCUGCGCGGGGUCAGCAGGCGGUGGAGGACCCGGUGCCCGGCCGCGACCUCGUCACGCUCGCCGCCUGCCUCGUCGGCCUCCUCACUGGAGUCUCCGUCGUGCUCUUCAACCUCUCGGUUCAUGAAAUACGUGACAUAUUUUGGGAUGGCAUUCCCUUGCGAGGGGCUUCGUGGCUGAGGGAAGAGCCGAUCGGUGAAGUCUGGCAGAGAGUGAUAUUUGUUCCAGUCAGUGGUGGUGUUGUAGUAGGAGGAUUGAACGCAUUAAGAAGUUCUAUCAAAACCAACUCAAAUGGCCAUGUGUCCAAGAUACAGAGUGCAGUUAGACCAUUCUUGAAAGCUGUGGCAGCAUCUUUCACACUUGGAACUGGCAAUUCAUUGGGUCCUGAGGGCCCCAGUGUGGAGAUUGGUUCUUCGAUAGCCAAAGGAUUUGGAAAUGUGUUUGACUGGGAGGGUGGGAAAAGGCUGUCUCUUGUGGCAGCUGGAUCAGCUGCUGGAAUUUCGUCAGGUUUUAAUGCUGCUGUUGCUGGGUGCUUUUUCGCGGUGGAAUCUGUUUUGUGGCCUUCUUCUACGGAUUCCUCAUCCCUUGCCAACUCGACACCUAUGGUGAUACUCAGUUCAGUGAUAGCAUCUGUUGUUUCAGAGAUUGGUCUAGGUUCCGAUCCUGCUUUCACUGUCCCAGAAUAUGAUUUUCGCUCCCCAACAGAACUUCCCCUAUAUCUUUUGCUGGGUGUCUUCUGUGGAUUGGUGUCAAUCACAUUAUCAAAAUGUACAUCACUUGCUAUGGAGACAGUUGAGAGAUUACAAAUGGCAACAGGAUUACCAAAGGCUGCAUCGCCUGCACUAGGUGGCCUUAUUGUUGGUCUUCUAGCACUUAUGUACCCUGAAGUAUUGUACUGGGGCUUUGAAAAUGUUGAUAUCUUGCUGGAAUCACGACCAUUUACAAGCGGCCUCUCUGCGACUAUAUUGGUUCAGCUCAUUGGAGUCAAAAUAUUAGCAACAUCUAUAUGCAGGGCUUCUGGAUUGGUUGGUGGUUACUAUGCACCAUCUCUUUUUAUUGGUGCAGCUACAGGGAUGGCAUAUGGCAAGUUCAUGAGAUUCACAUUUACCUGUCCUGAACCACUCUUGCAUGUCCCAUUCCUAGAUGUGGCAUCACCUCAAGCAUAUGGCCUGGUAGGUAUGGCAGCUACCCUUGCUGGUGUAUGCAAGGUGCCUCUGACAUCAGUCCUCCUACUUUUUGAGCUUACACAUGAUUAUCGCAUAGUUCUACCUCUGCUUGGGGCUGUUGGGGUAUCAUCUUGGAUUGCUUCUCCUCAAAGGUUCUCUAAAAGCAUCAGGAGUAAGCUGGAUUCUCUGGAGGAGAAAUCAAGUAUUGCUCAACAGACAGACAGCAUGCCCACUGAAAACAAACAAGUCAAUUCCAUGGAUAUAGCUGAUUCAUCUCAAGAAUUAUGUAAAGUUGAAAGCUCCCUUUGUGUAUAUGAUGCAAACAAUGAUAAUAUGUUCGAGAAUCUUACUGUUGCAGAGGCCAUGAAAACUAACUAUUUUUCUGUCUCAAUGACAACCCCGUUAGUUGAGGCACUAGAUCUUAUGGUUGCAGAGAAGCAGCCCUUUGUUAUGGUAACUGAGAGUAACUCAUCUGUAAUAUGCUUGCUAGCACUAAAAAAUAUCCAAGAUUUCUGCAGAGCUGCAAAAACUACAAGGGCACAAGCUGAGGUAAAGGAAUUCCUGGUAUGUCAUGUUUACCAAGCAGGGAAGUGUAAAUCAUGCUCUGUGACUCCUCAGAUGCCACUUACUGCUGCAGAGAAGAUUAUGGAUUCUCAUGGUGUGGAUCACCUUCCUGUAGUCUCUGAACAUGCUAAUCUUCAGGACAGUGGACUUUUGAUAGGUUUUGUAGACAGAGAAUGCAUCGCCAUUGCUCGAAGAGCCAUGGCAGUGAAAGAAUUUUUCAUUUCUACAUAUGAGAUCAGAAAGGAAGAGAGACCUAGCACGGAAGGGAGAUGACACAAUUCAGGAAGACUUGUUACUUUGCAAGCUGUAUGAUAUUUUUUAGCUUGGAUAAUGGCUGGUGAAGCAAGCAAACCUGGCCUGAGUUCAUGUGGCAUCUAUUCUAUAACUGGUGAAGACUCAAGAGCUAAGGCUUUAUCACGUUGGUUUGCUAACUUCAGAGUGUGAUUCAGAUGUGUGGUUAAGGAGGGCCUCUAUUUUUCUGAAAGCAUCUCCCUUACCACCUUCUGUGUGUGCAGACAUGAGUUUUUGUCACACGUGUGCUGCAAAUUCCCGAUCAUUGUAUCUUUGCAAUUGAUAAAUUUGAACAAUGAGAUGCUGGGAAGUGGAAAGAUUAGCAACAAGGUUAGGCUUUGUUACAUUUCUAUUCUUCUUUCCACUUUUUGAAUAAGAACAUAAAUCAGAAAUACUGGAGAGGUUGAAAAGCAUUCACGUUCUUGAUUUGCUGUCUA
Molecule: messenger RNA, 2809 nt
Organism: Setaria italica (foxtail millet)
Lineage: Eukaryota; Viridiplantae; Streptophyta; Magnoliopsida; Poales; Poaceae
Product: chloride channel protein CLC-e
Exons: 7
Coding region: 165-2354 (729 amino acids)
Biological process (GO): transmembrane transport; chloride transport
Cellular component (GO): chloroplast thylakoid membrane
Molecular function (GO): voltage-gated chloride channel activity
Source: RefSeq, a predicted model, not a curated record